CAACUAUACGUUUUGGCGGGAACUCUCAGGGUCACACUUGGUUCGCUUUCAAGCAGUCUCAUUUUUGAAAUAUGACUGCGGAGGUGGAGAUUAAUCCGUUUAGACCUGGUGGUGAACUUUCAAAGGAAGUGGAUGAUAUCUUGAAAAACUCUACAAUUUCAAGGGAUACGAUAAUUAUCAAUGAUCCAGCGUUGCGCCGCGCCAACGGAAAUGCGACAUCUGUUGACGGGAUUAUAUCCAAUAAUGUUCACACAAAAUGUGCUGAAUCACCUUUCAAAUCCCAAACGUCCAAUGGUCUCAGUGUUACCGAUCGUUCUCCACAUCCACCUGGUCUAGUAACGUGCGAGGUGGUAUCUCAACAUAUACAGCCACUUCAAAGUCCGACAUUUCAAUCUAGCCAAGUUGAACAUGUCAAUAUAAAGAGCAGUAGGAAACCUACUAAGUGUUGUGUACUUCAGUGAAGCUAAUAAACUUAGAUAAAAUCUAUCCCGUUGACAAUCUGAUGAAAUAAUUUGCCGAAAAUACGCCACUGUAUGCUAUUCACCACAGUCAUACUUCCACCUUCACAAGCUUAGUGUUUUAAUAGGUGUUUUCAGAUGACAUAGCAUGUCUAAUCUAUUUAAAAAUACGUAAAAUCAUAUGCGCACACAGUCUUCCCGUUUGAAUUUUUAUCUUUUUUUCCAACAACUUAAUAAAAACAAACUUUAAAUUGUCCGGUUUUCACAUAUUACACCAAAUUACAUUUUAUUUUACCUACUUUCUCAAACUUUGGAAAUUUUAGAUGAACACCUGAAAGAUUAUUUCUGCGUCCUCCGUUAUAUGCUGCUAACGUGACUUUUAUGUUUACAAAAACUAAAUCUAAUUCAUUCAUUACGAUUGAACACUAACGGGGACUCUGAAAAUCAGGACCUUUCUUCAAGUGCAAUUUCUUAUGACAUAGGUGUAUUCACAUAAAUAAUACGUAAAAAGCAUUUCAUUUUAUUGCUCUUUGUCUGCAGUUCUGUUUGGUCAAUUUCUUUUUGUUUACUUUACUACUUUAGUUUUAAAAAAGAUUGUUUGUUUUAGAUAAUACAUCACUUCCUUGCUUUGGUUUUUUCCAUACAGUUUAAGUACUAAGUGUGAUGCUUCAAUUUUGUCAACUGUAUUCGGUUUCACCUCGUCCAUCGUGAUAUAUAUAUAUAUAUAUAUAUAUAUAUAUAUCAUAUGGGGUUGUGUCUCUUUCAUUUCCAUGUUGUUGGACACGCAUUUCUGCACACGGAAGACUAACAGAUUUCCUCUCCUUUCCAUAUUCCAAUUUGAUAGUUGGAAGAUGUUCUCUCUGCGUUGUUUUACUCCUAUAUUCUCAAGUAACUUGUGCACAUCUAUCUUCUAAUGCCUCUCCUUUUUCUGUACCAUUUGUACAAUUUCUCUGUUCUGUUGAUCAUUAUAUAUGUUGGAAUCUAUCCUCAGCUACCAUUUUUAUUCCAUUUUAAACACCUUUAAUAUUGUUUCUUUGUAUUUCAGCCGCUUUGUUUCUUUUCUUGAUUUUUAAUUCCAUCUGCUUCAAAUAAAAUUGAUUUGAAAAUUACUAUAAUAUUUAGUUUUUCUUGAGUUCACUUUUUUCAUUCUUUCAUGAAUUGGUUCUCAAAUCGUGGCGUCUAAUUUGGUUUGAGCAUUUGCUCAUCAUUACCAACCCUCGGACGCAUCCAACUUAAAGUCAAAUACACAAAUCUGUAUUUGGUUUUUGAUUGUCCUUACCAUUGUUUUUUUUACAAAAAGUCAAAAAUAAGUCUCAUCACGCAUUUUGUUUGCAGUCACACAUUUGAAAAAUAAGCUGCAAGAAUGAAAUGCAUAUGAUUUCAUAAAUGUUUGCUUUGUCCAUGAGGCCUAACCCAAGAUUUUUAUGCCCCUCAGCAAACACCAAUUCAAACUAUUUAAGGGAGAUAGGAUAGUAAACAUUUAAGUUCACUCGGCACAAUUUUGGCUCUGGUUCUAUGACGCAUCGUCUUGACGUUGUAUCCAUAAGGUGAUAGGCUAUUAGGUUACUAAGAUAUAAUUCUCCUUAUGUACAGUUAAAAAUCUGUCUGGAGUACCCAUUUUUCGUUUCUAUAUAUUUUCUCUGUAAUGCACUUGAGAAUAGCCGUGUUACGGUUAGUAAUAACGAGCGGUAGUGUGUUGUCUUGUAUUCAUUCCAUUUCUCAUCUGUCUGCAAUUUUUUUAUCCAGCACAUUACGUUCGAAGCCUUACCUUAAGACUAUUCGGUUCUCACAGUUAUAUUUUGCUCUCUGUCCUUUAUCAGUGCGAUACUUCCGAAAGAAUUUUCA
Molecule: messenger RNA, 2303 nt
Organism: Schistosoma haematobium
Lineage: Eukaryota; Metazoa; Platyhelminthes; Trematoda; Strigeidida; Schistosomatidae
Exons: 3
Coding region: 72-461 (129 amino acids)
Source: RefSeq, a predicted model, not a curated record